AUAUUUUUCUGAAGGCAACAUUGUGUACUUUUAAAAACUAGCAUAUUUCAAUGAACACCUCACAUGUGAAUGAAUCUGGAAACAAUAACAUCACUAUAUAACAAAGAAAUUUACACAUCUUACUACUUCUCUAUCACUGAAACAGAUAAGAAGUCUUAUCUCUCGUAAAUAAAAGAUAGAAAAUCUUAUAUAAUUAAUAGUCAUAUAAAUGAAAUAGUAUUUCAUUUUCCUAAUAAACAUUGCAGAUCUAUAAUACAUUACAUAUAAUAUAAUAGUAAAUUAACAUAACAUGGAGGCAUUAAGAAAUUUAUCAAAACAAAAGAUAAUAUUAAAGACAAUCCUUGGUGUAUGUGCUGGAAUUGUACUAGGUAGCAUUCUUAAAAUUUACACACCUCAACCAUGGACACAGCGGAACAUUAUGUAUCUCAAGUUUCCAGGAGAACUAUUUAUGAGGCUUGUUAAUUGUUUAAUUUUGCCUCUUGUAAUGUCUAGCAUUGCGAGUGCUACUUGUAAUUUGAAGAAAUCAGGUAAAAUUGGACUAAUGGCAUUAUACUAUUACACAACAACGACAAUACUUGGAAUAACACUGAGUGUAGUACUUGCUGAAAUAAUAAAACCUGGGGAAGUACUCAGAAGUGAAAAUAUUAUAUCACAAAAUUCGACCAGAUAUUUCAUGACAGUAGAUACAAUUUUGGAUUUGUUUCGCAAUUUGAUACCAGAUAAUAUAAUGAACGCAUGCUUGAAUCAGUAUCAAACUGUAUUAGAAAUACCAGAAAAUAUCUCAAAACCACUAUCUGAAUGGCAAAUAAGCCAUAGAAAUGCACCAGGAACAAAUGUUUUAGGCUUAGUUUUUUUCAGUGUAAUGAUAGGUCUAGCAAUUGGAAACAUAAAUGAGAAAGGUGAACCAUUGAAAAACUUUUUUCAUUCUUUAUCAGAAACAAUGAUGAAGAUUAUGAAUUGGGCAAUAAUGAUAGUACCGCUAAGCAUUUUGUUUCUCAUCUCUGCAAAACUUCUGGAAGUGGAAGAUUUUCAAAGUAUAAUAAAACGUUUAGGAGUUUAUAUGUUCACUGUAUUCAGUGGUUUACUCAUACAAGGUUUUGUACUACUCCCCUUGGUAUAUUUUAUAUGCACACGUCAAUCUCCAUACAAAGUUAUAUAUAAACUUGGGCCAGCUUUUGCUACUGCAUUUGGAACAUCAUCCAGUACAGCUACAGUUCCUGUAACAAUCACAUGCUUAGAAAACAUUGGAAUACCUUCUAAAAUAACUAAAUUUAUUGUUCCAAUUGGUGCUACAAUAAACAUGGAUGGCAUAGCACUAUAUGAAAGUAUUGGUGCAAUUUUUAUAAUUCAGUUGCAUGGACUACAAUAUUCAUUAUUCAAAAUCAUAAUAAUUAACAUUAUGUGUACUGUAUCAUGUAUUGGUGCUGCCGGUUUACCCAGUGGUGGUUAUGUAAUGUUAAUAAUGGUACUGAAUUCUGUGGGUAUUCCAGCAGAAGAUGUUUCAUUAAUUAUUGCAAUUGAUUGGUUUGUAGAUCGCAUUAGAACUACCAUGAAUAUUAUAGCUGAUGCUUUAGGAGCUGGCAUAAUAAAUCAUUAUUAUAAUAAAAAUAAAGAAGAAUCUAUAUCAGAAGAACUCGAAUUAUGUACUUUUAAGUAAAACAAUUCUAUGUAACAUAUAAAAAUUGUAAUUAU
Messenger RNA from Nomia melanderi (Alkali bee), 1692 nucleotides. Its product is annotated as excitatory amino acid transporter 3. Gene Ontology annotation, molecular function: neutral L-amino acid transmembrane transporter activity; L-glutamate transmembrane transporter activity; glutamate:sodium symporter activity. Gene Ontology annotation, biological process: L-glutamate transmembrane transport. Lineage: Eukaryota; Metazoa; Arthropoda; Insecta; Hymenoptera; Halictidae. The record is from RefSeq and is a predicted model, not a curated record. Gene Ontology annotation, cellular component: plasma membrane.